Penicillium atrosanguineum is the source of this 1215-nucleotide messenger RNA. Its product is annotated as structure-specific endonuclease subunit SLX1. The record is from RefSeq and is a predicted model, not a curated record. The transcript is spliced from 2 exons. Gene Ontology annotation, biological process: double-strand break repair via homologous recombination. The coding region runs from base 1 to 1215 and encodes 404 amino acids. Gene Ontology annotation, molecular function: 5'-flap endonuclease activity; crossover junction DNA endonuclease activity. NCBI's taxonomy places the organism in Eukaryota, Fungi, Ascomycota, Eurotiomycetes, Eurotiales, Aspergillaceae. Gene Ontology annotation, cellular component: Slx1-Slx4 complex.
AUGCAGUCCCAAGAUGAGCCGAGGCCUAUCCCGGCCUACUACUGCUGCUAUCUCCUCCGGUCUACUGUCCGACAUGCUUCGCUCUAUAUUGGCUCAACCCCGAACCCCAUCAGACGAUUGUCCCAGCAUAAUGGUGAGGCCAAAGGGGGCGCCAAGCGUACCUCGCGCGAUAAAUUGCGGCCUUGGGAAAUGGUCCUCGUGGUAGAGGGCUUCAUGAGUCGGGUCGGUGCUCUUCAAUUCGAAUGGGCUUGGCAGCACCCUGAGAGGACACGACAUAUUGAGCCGGAUGAAGAUGAUCUUCCUACCUCCCAGUCUAAAUUCACUGUAUGUCGACAAACGGGAAAGACCACACGGCGAACCACACGCAGGAGAUCCUUGACGGCUCACCUAGAGGAUCUGCAUUUUCUGCUUCGGUCGUCCUAUUUCAUUGAUUGGCCACUGCAGGUGCGAUUCUUCUGCGCGGAUGUUUACCGCGUCUGGAAGGUUUGGAAUGAGCGCGUAGAGGCCUCUCUCCCUUCGUCCAAACUCGUUUUGGACGGGGACUGUCCCAGGCAAGGUGAUGGGGGUGCCGCAGUGGGCGGCAUUGACCAGUUGCCGGUCGACUUUACCAAACUUGAAGAAUACCUGGAGAAAUCCACGUUUGUUUUAGAAGACGCAGAGGACCUACAGUGUGCAGUAUGCAAAAUGCCGGUCAACCCCAAUACACAGCAAAUAGUGGUGUGUCCACAAGCGCCUUGCCGAGGCACCACUCAUCUAUUAUGUCUAUCUGCCAAGCUCCUUGAAGCCACUGAGAAUGCUGAUGCAUUCGUUCCAGCGCGAGGAGCCUGCCCGACGUGCAAAGAAGUCAUUCAAUGGCCACUCAUGAUGAAAGAAUUGAGUUUUCGCAAUCGCGCCGAAAAGGAAGUACAAACGAUACUGAGACGAAAAGAAAAGCGUGAGCGCAAGGAGUCUGCAAACCAUUUGCCCAACAAGAAAGGCAAAAGAAAGGCAUCCAAUGUGCGCAUGUCUUCUGUCGAGCCAACAUUCGAUGGCCAGUCAGAGCCAGCGCCAAAUAGUAUGUCUCAGGAUGACCCAAAGUUAAGCGACGAUUGGUAUGAGGAAGUCGAGUUGGAGUCGGACACUGAAUUCGGAACUCAAAAACAAUCGCCUCCGCCAACCAGACUGGAAAUCGUCAUCGAAGAUAGCGAAUGGGAAGACGCUGAACUUGUGGAGUGA